Messenger RNA from Didymella exigua CBS 183.55, 5246 nucleotides. RefSeq names its product chromo domain-containing protein 1. NCBI's taxonomy places the organism in Eukaryota, Fungi, Ascomycota, Dothideomycetes, Pleosporales, Didymellaceae. Gene Ontology annotation, molecular function: ATP binding; chromatin binding; ATP-dependent chromatin remodeler activity. The record is from RefSeq and is a predicted model, not a curated record. The coding region runs from base 65 to 4834 and encodes 1589 amino acids. Gene Ontology annotation, cellular component: nucleus; chromatin. Gene Ontology annotation, biological process: regulation of transcription by RNA polymerase II; nucleosome organization. The transcript has 7 exons.
CUACCCCAUACCUCACCACACCCAAGCGCCCACCCCGGCCACCCAGCCCGAGGGCAGCUUCGUCAUGGACUCUACGUCCAUCAUGAUGCCCACUUCACCGGGCCAUGUGGUCUCUCUUGCACUCACAAACGGUCACGGAUCACCGUACGCAGCCGGCACGACGGCGACAAACGGUCUGGCCGCGCACAGCAAUAGCGACAUGUCAUAUACCCACGAGGACGCCGUAGCAGAGCCAGCCUCUGACGCCGACGCGCCAGGCGAGGACGACGACGAAGACGUAGUCAUCGCACAGGACUCAGAUUCCUCUGACGAUGUGGAUGCCGAGGGCGAGGCAGACGGCGACUAUGAUUCUGAAUCACCGCCGCCGGAACAGGCGGAGAGUGACGAUGACGCCCGUAGCUCAGUGUCCCAAGAGUCGAGCAGGCCGUCAAAACGGAAGGCCAGCACAGAGGGGGACGACUACAUGACACAGAAUCCCGAGCUGUAUGGCCUGCGUCGCAGCGGUCGCGCCAGGCCUCACCGUCGAGUGGUCGAUAGCAGCGACGAGGAUGAUGGUUCUGGCUCCGACGUGCCUCGUAAGCGACAGCGCACAGCCUCGCGCAAAGUAUCGAAGCAAGCCACACCCGUGUAUCGAUCAGACGACUCUGACUCUGAGUCUGACGGUUAUCAAGGCCCUCGUCGCAGCAUGCCUACGAAGAAGGACCGUCGACGACACCUGCUCGUAGCUCAAGGCACGCUGCCCCCAUCACACGCCGAGGUCCGCUUUUCCUCGCGACGUACCGCACAAGCCACCAACUACAAUGAGGAGGAAGACGAAGACUCUUUCCUAGAAUCGGAGGAUGAGAACACGCCUGCGUACUGGGCCAAUGUGCCUGAGGAGACCGGUCCCAUUAUCGACAAGGUACUAGACCAUCGACCCCUCGAGGGAACAGAGGUCGACCCUUCAUACGCUCAGAAGAAAGACUUCGAGUACUUGAUUAAAUGGCAGGACAAAGCACACUACCACUCCACGUGGGAAGACUACCGAACCGCCGCCACUUAUAAAGGCUUUCGCAAGCUGGAUAACUACUUCAAAGGCCCCGUCAUGGCCGACAUGUACGCUACCUACAAGAGGAAGUCCGAGCCUGAGGAGUAUGAGCAGCACAUGGUCGCCCGUGAGACUGAACGUCAAAGUCAGCUCGACUUCCAAGUCGUAGAGCGCGUCAUCGAUUCUCAAGAUGGUGAAGAUGAGACUGAGUACUUUGUGAAGUGGAAGGGGUUGACAUAUGAAUUCUGCACAUGGGAGCCUGCCUCCCUUGUGAGUAGCCUGUCGCAAACCGAAAUCGAUCGUUUCCUCGAUCGGUCCUCUGAUCGUCCAUCCUCAGACCUAAGCGAAUCGAACAUCAAGACACGGCGGAGAUUUGCGAAGCUGGACGAACAGCCUGACUACAUCAAGUUCGGCCGCCUGAGGCCUUUCCAACUGCAAGGUGUCAACUUUCUUGCGCACAACUGGUGCAGGGGCACCAAUGUGAUCUUGGCUGAUGAGAUGGGUCUGGGCAAGACUGUGCAGACAGUCUCAUUCAUGAAUUGGCUGCGUCAUGAUCGCGGCCAGGAUGGUCCCUUCAUUUGCGUCGUACCCCUCUCGACUAUGCCAGCCUGGGCAGACACUUUCAACAACUGGACUCCUGACAUCAACUAUGUCAUCUACACUGGCAGGGAAGAUGCUCGAAGCAUCAUCCGAGACAAAGAGCUUCUUGUUGAUGGCAAUCCUAAGAGGAUCAAGUUCAACGUCUUGUUGACAACAUACGAAUACGUACUCGCCGAUUGGCAGUUCCUGUCGAGCAUCAAGUGGCAGUUUUUGGCUGUUGACGAGGCUCACAGGCUGAAGAACCGCGAGUCUCAGCUGUAUGAGAAGCUACGAGGCUUUAGUGCACCGAGUCGACUCCUCAUCACAGGUACUCCCAUUCAGAACACGCUGGGAGAAUUAUCUGCGUUGAUGGACUUCCUCAUGCCUGGUAAAAUCCAAGUCGACGAAGAAGUCGACUUGGCGUCAGAGGACGCCAGUCACAAGCUCGCCGAGCUCAGUGAUGCGAUCCAGCCUUACAUGAUUCGCCGUACAAAGGAAAAAGUCGAAAACGACCUGCCACCGAAGUCUGAAAAGAUUCUUCGUGUCGAAUUGUCCGACAUUCAGCUUGAGUACUACAAGAACAUCCUCACACGCAACUACGAGGCUCUUAAUGAGGGCGGUUCCGGCCAGAAGCAGUCUCUAUUGAAUAUCGUCAUGGAGUUGAAGAAGGCCAGUAACCACGCCUUGCUGUUCCCCAACGCCGAGGCCAAGUUCAUCAAGGGCGACGCCACUAAGGAGGAGACCCUGAAGGCUCUUAUCACAACGAGUGGAAAAAUGAUGCUACUGGAUCGACUUCUGACCAAGCUCAAGAAGGACGGUCAUCGUGUUCUGAUCUUCAGUCAGAUGGUCCAUAUGCUGGACAUCUUGACGGAUUACCUCAAGCUUCGAAACUACACCUUCCAGCGUUUGGAUGGGACCGUUCCCGCCAGUGAUAGGAAGAUCGCCAUUGACCAUUUCAACGCUCCUGGCAGUGACGACUACUGUUUCCUCCUGUCGACUCGUGCCGGUGGUCUUGGUAUCAACUUGAUGACUGCUGACACUGUUGUUCUGUUCGAUUCUGACUGGAACCCUCAGGCGGAUCUGCAGGCCAUGGCUCGAGCUCAUCGCAUCGGUCAGCAGAAGCCUGUCAGCGUCUACCGUCUUGUCUCGAAGGACACGAUUGAGGAAGAGAUUCUGGAGCGCGCUCGUAACAAGCGUAUGUUGGAGUUCAUCACCAUUCAGCGUGGUGUCACAGAUCGCCAGCAGAAGGAAAUGAGCGACAAGGUGAAUCGCGCCGUCGCGGAGCCCAACUCUGCUGAUGAUAUCAACAACAUCCUAAAGCGUCGCGGUCAGAAGAUGUUCGAACAAUCAGGUAAUCAGAAGAAGCUUGAAGAACUCGACAUUGACUCCGUUCUCGAGAACGCCGAGGAGCACAAGACCGAGCAAGCCGCAGGUCUGACAUCUGAUGGUGGUGCCGAGUUUCUGAAGAACUUCGAGUAUACCGACGUCAAGAUCGAUCUUGAAUGGGAUGACAUUAUUCCUAAGGAAGAGCUCGAGGUUGUCAAGGCUGAGAUUCAGCAGCGCAAGGACGAUGAGCAGACUCAGAAGCUUCUCGAUGAAAGCGCUCCACGCAAGCGCAAGGCGAGUGCUGCGAGCGCACGUGAGCAACGCGCCGCCAAAAAGCGCGCCAUGGAAGCCUCCCGAGAUGUCGACGUUGACGAUGAUGAGCCAUCAGAGGACGAAAAUGUCAAGCGUGACCCGAAGCGUCCUCUCAAUACCAAAGAGACACGAAACUUGGUCCGGGCUUAUGAACGAUACGGGUCGUUGGAGGAGCGCGCCGAAGAGAUGCUCAAGGCUGCAAAGCUUGUUGGUCGUGAUUCGGAUGUCGUCAAGAACACCCUUGACACGAUUAUCACUACUAGUCAGGACCUCGUCAAACAGGAGCAGGCAAGGCUUAAGAAGCUGGAGAUCGACGAGAACCGCGCCAUCACAAAGAAAGACAAGAAGGCUGUGCUCUUCGAUUUCAAUGGCGUAAAGAAGCUGAAUGCUGAGACCAUCAUUGAUCGCCCGAUCGAAAUGCGCAUCCUCAAAGAAGCAAUACAGGGCGUGCAGGAUUGGCACAACUUCCGCAUUGCGGACGCUAUCAAGCCCGCGAGCUACUCCUGCCCUUGGGGCGCUCGGGAGGAUGGCAUGCUCAGUGUAGGUAUCUCUCGCCAUGGUUACGGUGCCUGGGUGCAGAUUCGCGAUGAUUCCGAACUUGGAUUGGCCGGCAAGUUCUUCUUGGAAGAGCACCGUGUCGACAAGAAAGAGGAACGUACUAAGGGAGAAGAGAAGAACGCCAAGUCCCCUGGUGCAGUGCACUUGGUGCGCCGUGCUAACUAUCUCCUUACUGUCCUCAAGGACAAGACCGGUGCGGAUCCCAAUGCGAAGCGCCUCAUGGAGAAUCACCAUCGCAACAACAAGAAGCACCACCUCAAUGCUGCUCGCCGAACCGACAAAGCGUCGAGUGUAUCUGCCAGCCCUGCACCUCCAGGGCAUGCCAGGAAAGUUGUGUCGCGUGAUAUCGCACGUCCUAUCCAGCGCACGCACAGCAACAGCGAGAGCCGACGCCCAGAAGUCCGAUCGGAGCAUCGAGAGCGCGACAAGCCUAGGCAUAGUGAUCAGUACAGGCCUUCAGAGGGACACCGCCGCGAUGACCGGGGCAGCGCCGACAGACGGUCGGAACUCCCUGAACGCACAGAGACCCCCGACUUCAGAAGAAAGACCAGUGGCGAUCUGGAACGACAUCGUUCGAGGGACGAUCGACCGCGCCUCUCGGAAGAGCGAGCACGUGCGAUUAGCCAGAGCCAAAAUCCCAACCGCACUGUUGACUUGACUCCCAAGGCAAGCAAUCAGAAGAAGCCGGAGGAUUUCGUCGAGCGUAAGAUGCGACCAGUGCGCGACAAUCUUAGCCGCCUCAAGAAGGCUACGGCGAAGAAUUACCCGCAGAAGGAGAUUAUGAUCAAGGUUCUAAAGACCGAGUUGAUUGCCAUUGGCAACUUUGUUCGGGCAGAGACACGUGACAAUGCAGAGCUAGAGGAGCGUCUGUGGAAUUACACAGUCAACAACCACUGGCCACGAACCGGCGUUACAGUCCCACAGGUCAAGGGCAUGUACAGCAAGAUGCGCAGCUCCGAAAUGAACGGCAAGCAGUCCUCUGCAACUCCGCAGCAAAGCAACGGACAGAAGACGGAAUCGCAACAUACUUGAAGAGAAGGCACGCUUCGGCGUUUAACUUAAGACCAUAUCUACACGGCGUUUUCGAUUGUAUGGUGCCUACAAUCUUGUUUCUUUGGGCAUAGCGUAGGUGUUCGGUUGUUGGAUUACUCGAGAUAUCUUUCUCGUGCAACAUCCUACUUUGAUUUUACUGCAUGAGCCGCUACACGCGAGCUCACUAUGGUGUUUACAUGGGUUCAGCAGAGGCGCAUCACACGGAACAAAACAUGGCGGGUGGUUGCAUGAGCAUUUACGACAUUCGGCAUGGACACGUGCAUCAUUCUUACACUGCAUGAGAGAGGCACGACUGUCAAACAGCGCCGAUAUUCGUUCGCUAGAUUUUGAAUUUACACCCAGUGGUGUCAUAGCUGACUAGAAACAAUCUACAGUCACAAACAUAAAUCAC